GCGCGGCGUCGCGCUACGGCGCCCGGUGGGUCUGGCGGCUGCGGACUGCGGCUACCGGCGGGCCGGCUGAGCUGCUGCGAUGCUGGUGGCGGCGGCGGCCGAGCGGAACAAGGAGCCCAUCCUGCGCGUGCUGCGGCAGUACAUGGACCCGGCCCAGCGCGGCGUCCGCGUGCUCGAGGUGGCCUCGGGCUCGGGCCAGCACACGGCUCACUUCGCGCGGGCCUUCCCCCACGCCGAGUGGCAGCCGUCCGACGUGGACCAGCGCUGUCUGGACAGCAUCUCGGCCACCACGCAGGCGCAGGGGCUGUCGAACGUGAAGGCCCCGCUGUACCUGGACGUCACCUGGGACUGGGAGCACUGGGGCGGGAUCCUGCCGCAGUCGCUGGACCUGCUGCUGUGCAUCAACAUGAUCCACAUCAGCCCCCUGAGCUGCACGGAGGGCCUCUUCAGAGCAGCCGGACACCUGCUCAAACCCAAGGCGCUGCUCAUCACCUAUGGGCCUUAUGCCAUCAAUGGGAAGAUCACUCCGCAGAGUAACGUGGAUUUUGAUCUAACUCUUAGAUGCAGGAACCCUGAGUGGGGACUGCGGGACACAGCCCUCCUGGAGGACCUGGGCCAAGCCAGUGGCCUGCUGCUGGAGAGGAUGGUACGUGGGAAGGGCUGGGGACACAGGGGACUUCCCUGGGGACCAGGUCAGCGCUCCAGCCAACCCCUCUCCCCUAGGUGGACAUGCCGGCCAACAACAAGUGCCUGAUAUUCCGGAAAGAGUAAUUCUCUCCUGCUCUCGCAUGUUUGUGUCUCCACCAAGACCCCUUCUGGACCAAACCCAGAUGCCAGCCCCUGCCUCCCAGGGCUGGGCCAUGAGGACUGGCCUUGCCCACUCUGGGGGCUCUUGGCUGAUGGCCACAGGGCUGCUUAGAACCUGGGAAUAAAGUGUUUUCUGCUGCUCA
Enhydra lutris kenyoni (northern sea otter) is the source of this 950-nucleotide messenger RNA. Its product is annotated as methyltransferase like 26. The record is from RefSeq and is a predicted model, not a curated record. Bases 80 to 754 code for a protein of 224 amino acids. Lineage: Eukaryota; Metazoa; Chordata; Mammalia; Carnivora; Mustelidae. The transcript is spliced from 5 exons.